Molecule: messenger RNA, 1407 nt
Organism: Pseudopipra pipra
Lineage: Eukaryota; Metazoa; Chordata; Aves; Passeriformes; Pipridae
Product: claw keratin-like
Exons: 3
Coding region: 636-1049 (137 amino acids)
Cellular component (GO): intermediate filament
Molecular function (GO): structural constituent of cytoskeleton
Source: RefSeq, a predicted model, not a curated record
GCCUGUGCAGGGCUGAGGGUUGGACUGGAUGAUCCUUGUGGAUCCCUUCCAACUCAGCACAUUCUGUGAUUCUGUGAUCUCAGAUCUCAGAUCUGAUCCCAGAUCCCUCCUGGCUCUGUCCCACCUGGAACCUGUGUCCCAGGACAUGCUCUGGAUCAUCUCAGGCAUUCAAAACCCCUUUCCCCAGGGGAGAAACACCUGUUUAGAUCCCUUGUUCCCCUCAUGAUCCCUCAUUCUUACUGCCCACAGGAGUGGGGAAAAGCUCCUGCAUUUCCAAAGCAGAUGGAAAAUCCCCAAGCUGCCAAAGGACUUGAGUCCACUGGUGCAGUCCCAGCACUGUGAAAUGGUGGAACACAGAGCCAGAGAUCCCUUGAGAAAGCCACGGACGAGGAAAGAAAGCUGGAGGGCAUGUUUGAACACAGGUGCCCACAAUGAGGGGAUGACAUAUAACACCAUCUGUGUCAGGAAGCUUGGCAGCUUAAAUUCCUAAUUACCUGGGGUUUGGGCCCCCACCCCCUGGAUGGUGCCCCAGGCACCCUGGGACAGGUAUAAAAGAGCUGAGCUCCUUGCAGACCUCUAUCCACAUCCCUCCACUUGACUCUCCUCAGCAACCAGAACUCCUUGUCUGUGUGACCAUGUCCUGUGGCAGCCUGUGUGUCCCCUCCUGUGGGGUGGCCACCCCGGCCCCUCUGGCUGACACGUGCAACGAGCCCUGCGUGCGGCAGUGCCCCGACUCCACGGUGGUGAUCCAGCCCCCGGCCUCAGUGGUCACCUUCCCCGGGCCCAUCCUCAGCUCCUUCCCCCAGCAGAGCGUGGUUGGCUCAGCAGGAGCCCCCGGCGUUGGAGGGGGCUACGGGGGCACUUUUGGAGGCCGUGGGGGCUACGGGGGCUAUGGGGGUUAUGGGGGCUAUGGCUAUGGGGGUUAUGGGGGUUAUGGAGGUUAUGGGGGCUAUGGGGGCUGUGGGGGCUCCAGAGGUGUCGGCACCUGCGAUUUCGGGGGCUGGCGCAGUGGCCACAGGUACCUCAGUGGCAACUGCGGGCCCUGCUGAGCCCCAGCCCGAGCCCGGCCACAGACCCAGAGGAGCUCCAGCAAACCCCCCGGCACAUCCCGACACGGCGCCUGGAGGAAGGACACCCCUCUGGCAUCACUGGGCUCCAGAGCUCGGGCACCUCGUGCCUGCCCGGGGCCCAGCUCUGCCCCUUUGCUGCUGUGCUUGAGCCUCCCCUCAGGACCCGCUGCCUCCUCCCGGCACAGCCCCGGGCUGGGCUCCUGAUCCCGCUCCUGCCGGGGGCUCGGCACAGCUCUGCCCACUGCCAGGAGCCAGGGGAGCCCUUGGCCAGGGCCCUGCUCUUCUGCCAACUCCCUCCUCCCCUCCAACUGCAAUAAAAGCUGUCUUUGCAUCGCAA